This is a messenger RNA of Prunus armeniaca (apricot), 639 nucleotides long. Lineage: Eukaryota; Viridiplantae; Streptophyta; Magnoliopsida; Rosales; Rosaceae. The record is from the annotation of a GenBank genome assembly.
AUGUUAGGGGAAGUUCUUCUUGCCAAUAGCUCAUCUCUUACUUCCUAUAAGGAUCAGUCUGUGUCAUUGAAGUGUUCAAAUAAUCAAUUCCGAAAUGAGAAAAAGCCGCUUAUUUGUGAGAGGGAAACUCUGCAAUGUCAAGAUAGUAAAGUAUUUGGUUUUCCUGGCAAAAAUGAGAAACGAGACAAAGAACUGAUAACACCUUGCUCUGCAAAAAGUUCAAGUGCACAAAAUGCUCAAGUUGGUUCAUCAUUGCUGGGUAAAGACAAGAGGGUCAUACAACAGGGAGAUGCUGAGUUUCUGAGUAACAAAAACAAAAGUGCAAUAUCCAUCCCUGUGCUUUUUGGUGAUAAGGAAACCAAAGGAUCUGAGUUUCUAGUUCAGGUGAGCAUUCUGAUGAUUUUGGUGCGGUCACUGCAAUGGGCUGAGGGAGGCCAUGAAGUAGAUGAAGAGAGUGAAGAAGAUGAUACGGAGUUCUUAGAUAGUGUAUAUGAGCAAGUAACAUAUGCAGAAGAGGUGGAGGUUGAUGAUACAAUGGGAGUUGACGAUUAUAUCCCUCAUAAAAUUGGGGAUUUAACAAUUUUUUUAACAGAUGGACUAUUUAAGAGCACCCAUAUUAACGUUAAGGACCACGAAUGA